UGACGCCGGGCGGUUGCUUCGGUUUGAUGUGCUUCAAACGUAAAAACACUUUGUCCAUAGCUGAGGUCGGUCUGCUAGAAGGUGCAAACUGUUCAUCACCUCUCUUACGAUUCGGGCGGUGGUGAGCGUGAGGCUGAGGGUGACAUAGACAGUGCUUGGCCUUCGUUCAGGCAUGUUGCUCAAGAGCAUCUACCGCUUUGGAGGUGUUGUUGAAAGGGACUCCUGAUUGUGAGGCCAUACUCAAUAUUCGGCUGCCGCGAUUUUUUUUUGUAUGUAUCUAUGCAGGUAUGUACUUGUGCAUGACGAACUCCUGCAUUUUUCCAGACCGAGACCUUUUUACAUUUGAUAUACGGAUCUCUUGCGGGCGGACGACAAGCCCGAACAAGUGCAGCAGCAAGUUCCGCGCGUCAUGGCGAACCUGACCGACAACGUUUUCGCGAACUACGCCCCCGGGGUGCUGGACGUCCAUUCCGAGAAACGGCUCCAGCCCGAAACGCCGCCCGCCGAUCGUGCAGACUUGAUCCGGUGUGCGAAAAAAAGAGCCAACGCCAAAAAGGGGCCGCUGUGGAACGCUGCGGCGAAUUUCUUGACGGAGUACAUUGCCGUGUGUCAAGCGAACAAGCUGGAACUGAAGGACCGGAACAAGUACCUUUUGCAAACCGUGAAACUGUCUUUCAACAAGAUGAACGGGAUCGGCCAGGAGGUGUACAAACUCCACCUGGAUGCGGCGAUUCAGCAGAACCUCGUAGAGACGAAGUUGUUCGGAAACUUGCCCGAACUCAUGCGGUAUGAAUUGUAAAAGCAUCGUACUAGCAGUAAUUGCAUUACAAAUUAUAACCCAGCAUGAGCAUGACAAAUGGAAUUUGUCAUGCUGUUUUACCUUGGGAUGGAGAUUUGAAAUGCAUAAUUGCAAUUACUACGAGUACGAUGCUUUUGCGCUGGAUAUGCGGGAAGACCCGAUGUUCAACGAGCUGUACUACGUCGGCUACGACCUGUUCGCGGCGAUGUCUGAGAAGGCUAAGUAUGAUGUCGAUGAGGACAAAGUCGACGACUUUUUUGACUGGAUCAUCUUCGCCGUGGGGCUGGGUAGUGCCCGCUUGGACACGGCCUUUCUCGAUGAGCGCCUCGAUGCAUCGGAGUGGGUGGAGCUCUAGAGAGCUCUCGUUGAUGACCGUUGGACGACCACUUCUUUGCAAGCAGAUCUUCCCGAGGGUGCAUAAGCAUCUUCUUGAAAAAUAUACCGACACCGCCGACGUGAUGGAAUCUGUAUUCAGUUGUACUCCUUUUUUACUACCUCCGACCACAUUACGUAUGUUCUCUUUCUUUCGUGAAGUACUUACAUCACUCGUGCUUUCUUUCGGAAAGUACUUACAUCACUCGUGCUUUCUAUCGUAUGAAGAUCAAACCUGCUUCUUCCCCUCAUUUAAUUCUGAAGUUUUGCUCUCUCCACCUGAGUAGUUUAUUUCGCACGACCCGUCAGUGGUUGUGCUUGUGCCUUGUGGUUUAUUUGCCUAUUUUGUCCUUAACAUUUACUUUAGAUUUUCAUCUUUGUCUUCCUGCAUACGUCGUUAUCUUCACGCCCUGCUACAGGAAAAUUCAAAUCUUUUUGAAAGAUUUGAAUUGGAUAUAAUUCCGAAACGUUCUUGACUUAUCCCCUGCUGUCUUGACACGCGAAAAGCGCCGACAAGCUGCAGUUCCACCCCGGUCGGCCUUUUGAAAUAAAAAAUACACAAGGCUAU
Amoebophrya sp. A120 is the source of this 1739-nucleotide messenger RNA. The record is from the annotation of a GenBank genome assembly. NCBI's taxonomy places the organism in Eukaryota, Dinophyceae, Syndiniales, Amoebophryaceae.